Molecule: messenger RNA, 453 nt
Organism: Adineta steineri
Lineage: Eukaryota; Metazoa; Rotifera; Eurotatoria; Adinetida; Adinetidae
Source: the annotation of a GenBank genome assembly
AUGAUCGUUGGACAAGUGUUGCUAGGUCUAGCUGGUUUGGGUUUAACAUGUUAUGCAUACUAUGUCAAACAACAACAUAAGAAAAAUCCGAAGUAUAAAGCUUUAUGUGAUUUAGGGCCGAAUGCAAGUUGUAGUAGAGUAUUAACGAGCAAAUAUGGUAUUGGAUUAGGACUUACAACUAAAUUAUUUGGUGAAAAUAGUAUAAUGAAUGCAUCGAAUGUAAAUCUCGGUAUUGUACUUUAUAUUUUACAAAUUAUCUUCGGUUUAAUAGCGACACCAUUAAUUAAUAAACUAGCUUUAUUUUCAUCGAUAAUAUCCUGCAUUACUUCGUUAUAUUUAGCUUGUAUUCUAGCAUUUGUUCUUAAAGAUUUAUGCCUCGUUUGUGUUGUAACUUAUAUUAUUAAUGCUGGUCUUCUUUGGUCAAAUUUACAAACAGUCUAUUCACAACAUUAG